AUGCGCCAGAAACUGCCGAGUCUGAAACAUGAUUUCUACAUUAUUCUUGCCUGCGAUCCCGGACGUGGAGCUGGGGAUUUCGAGAAUGGUGGUGUGCUUACACAGGAAGUACUCCGCCUGCUACCAUACAGGAAACCGAUUUUGCAGAUUUUUCAUGAAGUUGAAAAGCGCGUGAAGUGCCAGCGCCCCUGGGUACGGUCGCGCGCAGGAGACGAUGAACCGGUGCUUGGACAGCGUGAUGAAGAGUUUCCAAGUCGCAGCCCCCGUCAUCUUCCAGAAACGGCGCAGCUACUCGGUGUUGAAGACGAUAUGUAUGGUCCACACACUGCGCAGAGCCCACCGUGUCCCGACUCUGAUUCCCUCAGUGCCUGUGAUACAUUCCGGUUGUAUUGGUUUCCGUUUGCGGGUAUACUCGCUCUAGGGAUUCAUGCUAUAUUGCUCACCUUGUGGGUCUCGGGCGUCGGCAUCAACAAACGCUAUGCCACACGACUGGCCAUGCCCCCAUGCCUGGCGUUCAUGGAUUUGGCCAGCUUGAGUCAAGCUUACUACCGGAGGCUCUCCGAAUUGAAGCCCUCUUGUGGACUGGCGUGCAGCGUUUUCUUGCACCAAGUAUGGCCGAAGUGGGAACACCAUCUGAACAGGGUUUGGUAUCCUUCUUUGUUCCUUGUGCUGGCAGCCGGCGAGCUGACGCAUGAUCGCGACGUCCUUGCAGCCAUAGUCAGCUGCAUUCUGGGAGCAGUCUGUUAUUUUACAAUGUUCAGAUUUAAGCUCCCAGCUAUCCUUACAGUGUAUGACAGGUUUGAUGAAACGUCCAUUGAUCGAGCUACUUGGACCUGGCUUUCUGUGAGUGCCGUGGCCUUGUACUUUGCAGAAAGUGGUUACCAGUGUCUGCAGGCAAGUGACGAUGACAGCAUGCGAAAUGUGGAGAGAAAUUUUCAUGUUUUCAAUGUUGUAUAUCUUGCAGCUUGGUACUUCACGAUGUUCCACCGUGCUAAUCCUGCUUUUGCGGAUUGUGGCCUGAAGAAUAGCUUGAGCCGCAAUCUGUCAGCGCACAUGACAAUUGUGCCCCUCGUUGCAAUUCUUUGCCCUUUGACGCAGUCUGUUCUGCGCGCGUCUCCUAUCUGGAAUUCUUGGCCAUGGCAGCUGUGGCUCCUCGCGGAGUACGCGGGGCUUUUCGGAUUCGCGACGAUGUGUGGCGUUGUCUUUCCGCGGUGCACGACUCCUGCCUCUGACGACAUAGGUUUUUGUGCCUGA
Molecule: messenger RNA, 1254 nt
Organism: Symbiodinium sp. CCMP2592
Lineage: Eukaryota; Dinophyceae; Suessiales; Symbiodiniaceae
Source: the annotation of a GenBank genome assembly